Molecule: messenger RNA, 6653 nt
Organism: Betta splendens (Siamese fighting fish)
Lineage: Eukaryota; Metazoa; Chordata; Actinopteri; Anabantiformes; Osphronemidae
Gene: camsap3
Product: calmodulin regulated spectrin-associated protein family, member 3
Exons: 18
Coding region: 396-4709 (1437 amino acids)
Biological process (GO): neuron projection development; cytoplasmic microtubule organization; negative regulation of microtubule depolymerization
Cellular component (GO): microtubule minus-end
Molecular function (GO): spectrin binding; microtubule minus-end binding; calmodulin binding
Source: RefSeq, a predicted model, not a curated record
CGAUGCCAGUGUGGAGCACCUGGUAGUCAGUCAUCGGCGAGGCUCCCGGUGGAACUGCGUACGGUGAAGCGGCUUCACGGCAAUGCGGAUGAACGAGGGCAAAAAUAAGAGGAAAAGUCCGCGUUUCUUUAAAAACCCGACAGGCUACUCCUUCAGUUGGUUGUAAGGUUUCAUUUUACCGGGGCUUCGCUUGCAGGAACACACGGAAACGGACAUUCACUGACUUGGAAACAGCUCUGGGGCGGAUAUUUUCCCGACAAAACGCGCACCCACAUCCGUAUUCCCAGCUCUGCCGUCCGGAACAGUCCACUUCAACGAUGAUUGCUUGAACACAAUUACACUGUCCUGUAGCCCUUUUUUUCGCCGGCAUUCUCGUCAUUUUUCACGGGCUCGCUAUGGUGGACGCUCCUGCCGCGAGGAAGACUUUUGUGGUCCCAGACAUAAAGCCGUUGGAUUUGUACGACUGCACCAAAGCCAAAAUAUGCGCAAGUGUCGGGUGGCUAUUGGCAAAGUCCUACGGCAGUGCAGAGAAUGUCCCUGCAGAGCUGCGCGACCCUUUCUACUGUGACCAGUAUGAACAGGAGCACCUUAAACCACCAGUCACUCGCCUUCUGCAGGGAUCAGAGCUCUACUGCCGGGCUUAUAGCCUCUUGCUGGAGGGGACUGGAGCCAAGGCGCAGCCUAAAGACUAUGUUGACCUGCUGCAGCGCCUUUCUCAAGAAGGCAUAGUUCCCAAAGACCAGGCUACGCCAGUGACUGAUGCAGACCUUCGACACAAACCCAUCAAAAUGAGUGCUCACCUGGCAGUGAUCGAUGCUCUUAUGGUCGUGGAAGCUAUGGAGACACUGGCUGCGGUGAAGAAAAGCGGCUCUGCAGAGUUGCUAGGUGCAGCUUCCAACUGGGAGGAAGCUUUGCUUCACUGGGUUAGUGGGUUGAACCAGAAACUUAGAGAGCAUACUGAAGGAGCCCAGAAUGACUCAUCCCAGGCCAUUACAGAGCCCCAACCUGUUCAGCCCUCUUGUCCUACUCGCUGGUACUGGAAACUAGUUCCUCUCCGCUACAGAAAGGAUAAAAUUCAAUCCAAACAAAAACCCAUCUUUCCAGUGGUGAAUGAAGUCAGUGACUUGUCCAGUGGUUGCGCCGUUGCUGCUGUCAUACAUUACUACUGCCCUGGCCUUCUAAGGCUUGAAGAUGUCUGCAUGAAGGAUUCUUUGACUGUACCAGAGAGUCUGUUUAACCUGCAGUUCAUCCGUGAAUUCUGUGACAGCUGUUUGAAGAGCUGCUGUCACUUGGCACUAGAGGAUAUGCUAUACACACCACAUCAACUCAAGUUCAACAUUCUGAGCUUCCUAGCGGAGCUGCUUAAGUGGUUUGAAGUACGAAGGCCAGACUUUGUUCAAACAAUAGAUAUGUUAGGUGGAUCUGCACCAGUUACGCCAAGUAGUUUGAGUGGCAGCAGUACUUCCCCCUCUAUCUUCAAGAAGCCGUUUCUACCCAUCUCUUCCUCUGUGUCAGGAUCUUUGACUCAGUCUACCUCAAUGUCUCAUAUAGAAGGAGUUGGAAAAACAUGGGGCAAGAAACCUCUCAGCCGACCCUUGUCAGCUGUAUCCUUCAGCAUUCCUUUUGGUCUGGACAGUGAUGUGGACAUUGUAAUGGGUAACCCUGUAAUAACCCGCUCUGUGAGCUCAGACCAACUCAACCCAGUAGGCCAAAACAUGAGUCGGGUUCCCUACACCCCUCCUGAAGACCUCAGUCACUUGCUAAACAAAGUCCCUGCUCCUAAUGGUCCACAGAGAGCUUCCUGGUCAACCCAAGUACCCAGUAUUCCAAGGCUGGCUGAGGAGAGUGACAUUCCAGAGGGUGAAGCAGGAGAGGUGCCUACCAUUGAACAGGCUCUCCAAAUUAUCCAUAACGACAGCAAAAUGGAACCUCGUUUACACCCUGAUGGUGCCCCUGAUGGCUUCUACCUCCACUCUCCUGAUGACCCUGCUAGUUCGAGACAUAAAGGCAACUCCUCAUCACCCACACACAUUAGCAGCUCUGCCCCUACACGCUCAGGAAUAAUGUACCGGGCCACAGAGGGUCGCACCAGGAACACCUCUGAAUGCUCAAGAGAUGACGACUCAGUUUUGAGAGAUGGCAGUGUGGACUCGGAUGCGUCAGAAGACUUACCCAAGUUCCAGUCGACUCCAGCUACAAUGUCUAAUGGAGCAGAUCCUGGCAAGGAUCAUGGGAAAGAGGUUUCUGACAGUGGUGUAAAGAUGACCAGCUUUGCCGAACGCAAAAAGAAACAGAUAAUGGAUUCUCCGAAAGCCGGCGAUUCCUCUUCCCCUCAUAUGACCACUUGGGCACAAAAGUCAGAGGAAAGCCCCAGCAAGAACCCACAACUUAAUAAUGAUAUGUCUGAGUUGGGAGCCCGGCUUGAAGAAAAGCGCAAGGCCAUUGAAGCCCAGAAGAAACGUAUUGAGGCCAUUUUUGCAAAGCACCGUCAAAGGCUAGGGAAAAGUGCCUUUAUACAGUUAAAGAAGGAUCAGCGUGACGAUGAAGGGGAAGGAGCAGAUGGCCGUGUCAGCACAUCAUCCACAGAAGAGGACCUCUCCCAUUUGACACUUGAAGAUCGGUUAGCUCGUAUGGAGGAAGAAGAGGAGCAGGAACCAGGGGAGCAGUGUCCUUCGGGGGAGGAUGAGGCCAAAAGAGGACUUCAGCUCAACAAAGUCAGUCAAUCCAAAGAAAAGGCAGAUACGCCAGGUGGUAAAGCAGUGGCUCCACUAGGGGACUAUAAUAAUGCUGUAUCAAAGCUGACUGCAGCUCUUAGCUCACUCCAAAUUGACAUGCAGCGACUGACUGAACAGCAGAACCAGCUAAUUAAGACAAAACCUGCGUCUUCCAGCAACAAAUCCUGGGUCAUUCCAGCCAGCCCUAAAACCCCCACCUCAGCUCCGUCUGCUGCACGUUUGUCUAGAGAAAGCACUCGAGAUUUAAGUUCAGUUUCUUCAUCUCCAUCACCAUCCCAUAGAACCACAAACCACAUCACUCCUCCUAAGUCUCCUCAGGUUCAUCGUAGAGCUCGUUCUGUACCCCCUAAAAGCCCCAAACAUCAAAAUCGGCCCUCAGAUGUUAGGGUCUCAAAUCUGUCAAGGGUUCUCAACCCACCUCAGAAUGUAGACAGAAUACCUCACCUUCGUCGCGUAAAUCCUUGGCAAUCCCAAGUCCAGACUUCAUCCUCAUUCUCCAUUGGUGACUCUGCCAGCCUGGAUGACCUCCGUUCAACUGGAUCCACUCCUGUCCCCCCGCUAACACUGACACCUACGCCAGCUCCUCGUCCGACCACAGAAGACAACCUGUCAGAGAUGGGCUCCAAUGAUGAGCAGAGUAUUUUUAGCAUGGACCUCGAGCCAGGGCCCUCACAUGGUCCUGGUGCUAAGAAAGACGGGUUUGCCGGUGGGGGCUGCAGCUCUGGUGCCCCGUCAGAAUGCUCCUUUGAGAGCGAUACCCCUGCAGGGAUGUUGAAUGGCAAGCGUAAUAGCUUGAUAGAGAUCUCACUGUCUUCACUGCAAGGAGAUGGUGAAGCAGAGGAUCAAGUACCUGAUGCCUUCUCUGACUCGAUGAGUGACCUGACAGAACCUGACACAAAAGGAGGUGUUGGGUUCUUUUUCAAGGAUGAAACUGAGCGGACAGAGGAUGAGAUGGCCCAACGACGAGCAGCUUUGCUGGAAAAACAGCAGAAGAGAGCAGAAGAGAUGAAGCGACGCAAAGCUGAGCAGGAAAAGGAAAAAGAGUCAAACAAGCCUCAGUGGAUGAUCAUCGAGGGCUGGGGGAAUAAGAGUGAAGAGAGACCACAGACACCAGGGACCCCUCCCGCAUCACGCACUCCUCCGGCAGAGGGGACCCCCCAUCGCAGAGGGGACUUUACAAGGCAGGAGUAUGAAUUAAGACAGCAGCUGAAGCUCAUGGAAAACUUGGGAAAAGUUUCAAAACCGAAGCCUACCACAGUUCGUGACGUCAAGAAGCAAAGAUCUGCAUCUGUGUUUAGAGAUGACUCUGCCCUCUCUCGUAGCCCUGCUAAGGGUUUAUUGGGCACCAAGCUCAACAAAGUGUACUCCCACUCCACCAUGAAUUUGUCGUCUAUGGCUAAUGACUCUGGAGGCCUGACGGUCAGAAAGUCUCCCAGCCGUUCACAUUCUCCUUCCCGGCUAAUGUCACCGGGUCGAACAGGUGGUCGGAAUGGAGAGAAGGACUGGGAGAAUGGUUCCACUAUUUCCUCCCCGGCCUCAAUCCCAGAAUACACAGGACCAAAGUUGUACAAGGAGCCUAGCUUUAAGUCCAACAAGUUCAUUAUCCAUAAUGCUAUCACGCGUUGCUGCAUGGCUGGCAAGGUCAACGAACCACAAAAAAACAAGAUUGUAGAGGAAAUGGAGAAGAGCUCGGCCAAUCACUUCCUCAUCCUCUUCAGAGAUGCCAGCUGUCAAUUCAGAGCAGUUUACACCAUGAAUCCUGAAACGGAGGAGAUGGUCAGACUCACUGGAAUUGGCCCUCGCGUCAUCACUCUUGAGAUGGUGGAGUCAAUUUACAAGUACAGCUCUGACCGCAAGCAGUUCACCGUCAUCCCGUCCAAAACCAUGUCCAUGAGUGUCGAUGCCUUCACAAUCCCGGGUCACUUUUGGCAAAAACGCCCGGGAACUCCGAAGAAGCUUGGCACCCCAAAAUAAAGACAUAUGCAGGAUGGAUAGAUUCUACCAUUCAGGGAACUGACCUGACUCCUAAUGGGCUACAUUUUGGCCAAUGAGGCACUUCAUGUUUUUCUUUUUUUUACCAGGUGAACUAACAGUGGACAAUAUGACUGAGCUAUCAGUCUGGACCCCUGCAACAAUCCUGUAAACUACAUGCCAAAUGAAAUGGCCAUCACUCAGUCAUUCAGCCUGUGAGGUUACGAUAGUUAUUUUUUUCUGAUUGGCUCUGCCUGUUCUACCUAGAUUGUAUUGUAAUGUAACUAGCUCUGUUAGAAUGAAGAAUUUUCUUUCCUUUGCACCCUGACUCCCCAUGCCUUGCCUUACCCUGCCCAUAGAGUCAUUUUUGGACUCUAAGGUAAGCAGGAGAGGCGACAACCAUACUGCCUUUUCCCACAAAACAGCAUUUUGGGCCAGAGUAGUAAUUCCUCCCUCCAUUUGCUUUCCCUUUUUUGCUGCCUUUUCUGUGUUUUCCAGGGCUUUCUCUUCUUCUUCAGUCCACUGAGAGUAAUAGCUCAGUUCUCAGUUGUGAUUGAUCUCAGCUGAAAAUUAAUAGCAGGUUACACAGUUCUCAUGAAUGUAGGGCACGUACUAACCACUGUUUUCAAUCAGGGGUCUUUCUUUACCCAGGAACAGAAAAUACCAUUAUAGGUUCAUCUUUGCGCUGCACUGACAGUGCUCCCUGUGCCCCCACAGUUCAUGCACUCCACUCUAACUCUUCGCUUGGGGACAUCUGGAUGUUUUUAUACUAUUUCAACAUGUUUUUGCUGGAUAAUCAGCCUUUGGAAGCUGCAAAAAGAAUAAAAUUCAUGUGACAUUUAAUUUUGCUUUGUCAUUUUCAACAUGCGGGGAAAUCAAAUGUUGACUGAGCUUGAAAAUACAAAACAAUACUGGAAACACGAAGGAGGGCUUACUAUUUAUCAUUACUUGGACACGACUAUGUGCAAAUGAUAAUUCUGAUUUAAUAUAUACUGAAUGCUAAUUACUUAGAAUUUUUUGACAAUGAUUUGUAAGUUGUUCUUUGUAAGCUAUGAAUAAGCUAGACUGCUGCUUAAGCAUUAGGGAGAUGUAUGUUUGAGAUGAGAAAGUGUGAAUGAGUAGAAAUAGUCAAACAGCUGAAUUGUUGAAAACCAACAGUAGGGUUUAAUAAAUCCUUCAGGCCACUAAGAGUCUGCUUCCUGUAUGAUUCCCUGUUUCAAUUAACUGUAUGUUUCUUAAUCAAGGCUCUUUCUGGGCUGUAACAGCCCUUAUCUUUCUCACAUGUUUGUAAAGACUCUUAUGUAUAAUUUGGUGAAUGUACAAUGCCAAACUGUUCUUCUUUUCCAUGUCCACAAUAUAAACACUUGAACCUGCUGCAGUGCACAUGGGUUGUGAUCAAGUCAAUAUCUCCACAUAAUCUGUGGAAAGUUGGCCGCCUUCUCUUCCUUCCAAGACUUUAGCACUAACACAGCUGUCUUGGUGCAGCGUCCUCUUUCCGAACACUGCUGAAAAUAUUCCAGUACAGAUGUGCACAUUGUUGGGAGCAACAGUUAUAAUGGUAAUUUAAUGUGUGUGUGUGUGUGUGCGUUUGGGUGGGAGCGCACAUGAAGUUAGUGGAUGUUUGUAUUUAUGUGUUUGUAAGGAGUAGAACGUGGUAGUUCAUCACUUCUUUUUGAUUCUGUGCAAUUCCCCCCAAACAUCGCCCAGAGGUGUAUUUAUUUGGUUUGCAUUAGUUGGUGCAUUUGACAUUUUCUUUCAGUUUCUUUUUUUUUCAUUUUUCAUUUAUUUUGAUAAGGUGUUUAGUCACUCAUUCAUUUCAUAGACAUUGUUGACCAUGUUUUCAUUCUGUUUUUUUCAUCAAAUCUGUGCCAGCACAUUAUGAACGUUGCUUUAAUGAAUAGACUACCCUUUGCAACUGGACCACAAAUAAAAAUCCUUUUUAAGUCA